This is a messenger RNA of Pelobates fuscus (common spadefoot toad), 2241 nucleotides long. RefSeq names its product PC-esterase domain-containing protein 1A-like. The transcript has 12 exons. Lineage: Eukaryota; Metazoa; Chordata; Amphibia; Anura; Pelobatidae. Bases 167 to 1486 code for a protein of 439 amino acids. The record is from RefSeq and is a predicted model, not a curated record.
GUGUCUGUAAUUACCGGUAUUUUAAUGAAGGCAGAAUCUCUGGCUGUGCUGAGCUCUGGCACUAGUGGAGAUUCUGACAAAACCUGGACUGUUGGUGGUACGUGAAGGCAGAUUUGAGAACCACUGCAUUAACACGGGUGAUGUUUUGAAACACAAUUAAGGAGCCAUGACUGUGUUCACUACUGAGGAAGUACAACAGCUGCUUCACAACAAGUUUGUGGUGAUUUUGGGAGACUCCAUUCAAAGGUCCGUGUACAAAGAUCUGGUGACCUUUCUGCAGCAUGAGAAGUAUCUCACCGAGUCGCAGCUAAAACGCAAGGGCGAGAUGACCUUUGAAAAUGAUGCAUUGAUAGAAGGGGGUAAUUUGAAUGAGAUGCACAAUGGUGUAGACUACCGGGAAGUUCGUCAAUACCGCACAGGGCACCAUCUUGUACGUUUCUACUUCUUAACUCGGGUUUACUCAACAUACUUGGAGAGCAUCCUGUCUGACUUUAAGGCUGGACCUCAGCCGGAUGUGGUCAUUAUUAACUCCUGCUUCUGGGAUCUCACCAGGUACAACUUUGCACAGAUGGAAGACUAUAAGUCCAAUCUACAGAUGCUCUUCUGUCGGCUGAAUGAAGUUCUGAGUCCAGAGUGUCUCAUCCUGUGGAAUAUGACCAUGCCUGUGGGAUAUAAAGCCAAUGAUAUACCAGAGGUGAUGUAUGGGAAGCAUAAUCUGAGGUGGGAUGUUGUUGAAGGCAACUUCUACAGUGCCAGCCUGGCCAAUUUUCACCAGAUCGACGUACUGGACAUGCACUAUCAUUUCCGGCUUGACCUGCCGUCGCGAUGCAGAGACGCCAUUCACUGGAACCAGCUAGCACAUCGUAAAUACACCCAGAUUCUGCUCUCUCACAUUGCACACGCCUGGGGGGUGGAGAUUUCCACGAAGAAACACAUUGCAGGUUACAACAACCAGACUGUCCCAGCUCGUGUGGUCAAAUGGCGAGGAAACCAUGCGUGUCCUUUCAGGCAGCAUCAAAUCCAGGAGAUGCAGCACCCAUGGGAAGCACCUUGCCCAAGCUAUCAGGAUUUUGGAGGAGGAUCGAAUUACUUUGAAUGUGAAAACGGCCCCCAGUCAGGAGUAUUUCACCCUGGAUAUGCCGGUUUUGAAGAUCAGCUGAGUGAUGCUCAUUAUUCCUUUAUUUCCGAUAAUGUCCUGCUCAAUGGCAGAGCGAUGCCUGGAUACCUAAGGUUUGAUGGGGAAAGUCGUGAUGGACCUGGUUCUAAUGGAAGGAAUCAUCCCUUUAAUGCAGUUGACAUGUCCAUGAAUGGAACUCCUCACCAACACUUGCCCCAUGUGAAUUUCGGCAGCUUUCCAGAGCACAGGCCGCAGCCUCCUGGAUUUAGAGACCAACAUAGAUUUGCAAUGAAGCAACAUUUUAGGCCAAGAUCUGGCUGGCUUCAUCCCUAUCACCGUCCACCACCUCAACCAGCAAGGAACUACUGAGUCCCACCUAAAUCUGCUGUAUACGAGAACGUAUCGAUGUGUUGCUAUGCACACUGGUACGUUACAACGGGCACUUUAACAUUGCUAUUCUUGUCCUACCUCCGGUCACCGUCAUGGCCUUUAACACUUUUGCCAUAUUUAUUAGGCACUUUCUAAGUCACUGUUCUGAGUAUUUGGUUGUUUAUUUUUGAAAUCUAUCCUUCAUAUUAUUAGUUGUCAGAAUUACAGAAAAAAAUAAAUUAAAGAGAUUCUUUCUGAAGCUAAUCUGUUUAUAAAUGUUCCUUUUCUCCCAGCUUGCCUAAGAAGCAUGAUUAAUGUCCUUCUUUGCAGGAUUUUUCACCAAGUUGUAUUUAGUUUUUACUUGUGGAUAGUAUUAUGUUGUGUACCCCUUGACAAUUAAGCUGCUAAUUAGGGGGCGCAAACAAAUGUCUGUGUUUUUGCUUUUGUGUUUGUUUACGUUUGUUACAUUUUAAAUGUUUUGCACAUUAAGUCUCUGGUUUAUUGGCCAGUUUGAAGAUCCUGUGAUUGGCAGGAUUCUAGUAAUGUUAUUUAAUUGAAGCUGCAAUGUUUGCGGUCUAUUAUGUUACGUGUUAUAGUUAAUUAAUGAUGCCUCCAAUUACUGUCCGUGUUCUGUAUAUAAUACUCACACGCAGUUGGAGCUGUUUGAUUUUGUUUUGGGUUUUUUCUGUAAAGACUUAUUUUCGUGUUCAAUUUAUACUGAAAAUGUUUGCAAUAAAACCAGUCAACGUGUAUCA